AUGAAUAGUAAACUUCUUGUAACAGUGUGGGCUCUUUGCUUGAGUCUCACGAACGCCAAUGAUAUUAGAAUAGGAGUUACCUCUGGAAGACCCAUAAAAAUCUAUAGUGAAAUUAAAGAAGCAAAUCCAGCAAUUUGGACCAGAUCUGAAGAUGUAGUGGUUAAUUCCACGGGUAAUGAAAUAAUUGAAGCAAUAUAUGUGACUGAUUUGCGAGAAGACAAGGACGGGAAAGCGAUUAUUGAAAAUGGAGGAGUCGGUACGAGGAGUGUGACGAUCAGAUUGGAAAGUCCGAGUAUUUUUAGAGGUUAUAAGUUUAUGAUCGAAGUUUAUGCUACUGAUCCAAAUGAAAGAUACCGCAGUAAAGGUUACUCUCAACAGUACUACGGCGAUACGCAGUUUGCAAGAAAGUUUUAA
Messenger RNA from Arctia plantaginis, 414 nucleotides. Lineage: Eukaryota; Metazoa; Arthropoda; Insecta; Lepidoptera; Erebidae. The record is from the annotation of a GenBank genome assembly.